UUUGACUCCCUUCCUGUGUCGUUACUGCGAGAUCCGGCGGAGGUGCCAGAAUGGAGGCUGUGGAGGAGUUAGAUGUCGAUGUCGAGGGAGACGCGACGGCGGGAGCUGCUGCGGAAGCGCAGCCGGGAAGUUAUGAAUAUCCAUCAUCCAGCUUACUCCAAGAUCACUACCUUGAUUCAACUUGGAGAACAGAUAUGGUUCUUCCAUGGAGUCUUGAUAGUACAAUUAGUGAAGAAAACAAAGCUGCCAUUGAGAAGAUGCUCUUGGAAGAAGAAUACUAUUUGUCCAGCAAGUCACUUCCAGAAAAAAAUUGGCAUGAGCUGAAGGAAAAUGAUAAAAAAUGUACAAAAAGCCCACACAAGAAAGAAACAAAAGUCAUGCUUCGUUCACCUACAAAAUCAGCCACUGGUUCACUGAAGUGGACAACAGAAGAAAAGGAAAAGUUUGAAGAAGGACUAGCUAAAUUUGGCAGAAGAUGGACAAAAAUUGCCAUGAUGAUUGAAAGUCGCAAUGUUCUUCAAGUAAAGAGCUAUGCUAGACAGUACUUCAAGAACAAGGCAAAAAGUGAUGGACUGGAAAAAGUGAAACAGCAGCAACAGCACAUCAGUGUUUCUCUUCCACAAAGCAAUGAGGAUGAUGAGGGGAAGCAGAGGACAUGGGCACCAGAGCACUUAAGAGGUCGAGCAGACCCUAACUUAAAUGCAGUGAAAAUCGAAAAAUUAUCAGAUGAUGAGGAAGUAGACAUUACAGAUGAAAUGGAUGAACUUUUAUCAUGUGCACAUCAGCGAGAACCUGGAAAGUCUGAGAUACUCAAUAUUCCAAAAAGCCCAUCUGAGCAAAGCAGUUGGACAGAACCGGUUUUGGAUUCUGCUCGACAAAUGUCUCCUGUUCUCUUAACAGCACAGUACAUUACAAAGCCAGAGCAAAACACAGAUGAAAUUGCAGUGUCAUGCUCUGAGAAUAAGGACCAUCGGUCUAUGAAAAUAGAGAAUCAGAAGUGUGACAGAACAGGAACUUCUGAAAGUCAUGACUGGUUUUCCAGUCCAGAGCUUUGCGGAGAACAAAAAGACUUCGAUGGCAGCAUUCAUUUCCUUUCUUCUGAACAGCUUGGAGAGGAAAAUCGGGUAGAUGCAGAGGAGCUUAAGCCACCUGAUCAAGAAAUAGCAAUGGAUAGAGGUACUAUAUUAGAGGAAGAAAAGCAAGCAAUUCCAGAAUUUUUUGUCGGACGUCAAGCCAAAACACCUGAGCGCUAUUUGAAAAUUAGAAAUUACAUUUUGGAUCAAUGGGAAAGAAUCAAACCAAAAUACCUGAACAAGACAUCAGUGCGUCCAGGGCUGAAGAAUUGCGGUGAUGUCAACUGCAUUGGACGAAUACAUACAUACCUGGAAUUAAUAGGAGCAAUUAACUUCGGCUGUGAGCAAGCUGUGUAUAACAGACCACAGACAGUUGACAAAAUACGGCCCAGGGAAGGCAAGGAUGCUGUAGAUGCAUAUCAGCUUGUGCAACGUCUACAAUCUAUGCGUACAAGGAGGCGACGAGUGAGAGACCCAUGGGGAAACUGGUGUGAUGCAAGAGAUUUGGAAGGACAGACGUUUGAGCAUCUCUCUGCUGAGGAGCUAGCAAAGAGGAGAGAAGAUGAGAAGUAUAAACUACCAAAAGCAUUUAAAGGACAAAGGCACACCAAAAGUUCAUUUGAUCCCUUUCAGCUGAUCCCUUGCUGUUCCUACACAGAGGAAAAACCAGAGCCAUUCAAAGUAACAGUAGCUGCAGAAGCACUUCUGAUUAUGGAUUUGCAUGCCCAUGUUUCAAUGGCAGAAGUAAUUGGCUUGCUAGGUGGAAGAUAUUCUGAAACUGAUGGAAUAGUUGAAGUCUGUGCAGCAGAACCAUGCAAUAGCCUUAGUACAGGAUUGCAGUGUGAAAUGGAUCCAGUGUCUCAAACUCAAGCAUCAGAGACACUUGCUGCUAGAGGUUACAGUAUCAUUGGAUGGUAUCACUCUCAUCCUGCUUUUGAUCCUAAUCCUUCCAUUCGUGAUAUUGAUACCCAGGCAAAAUACCAGAGCUAUUUCUCCAGAGGUGGCUCAAUGUUUGUUGGAAUGAUCAUAAGUCCUUAUAAUCGAAAUAAUCCUCUUCCAUAUUCUCAGAUCACUUGUCUUGUGAUAAGUGAUGAGACUAGUUCAGAUGGAUCCUACCGCCUGCCAUACAAGUUUGAAGUGCAACAAAUGUUGGAAGAACCUCAGUGGGAGCUAGUAUUGGAAAAAACACAGUGGAUAAUUGAAAAAUACAGAAUGUCUCAUAGCUGUGUGCCCAUGGAUAAAAUCUUCCACAGAGAUUCAGAUCUAACGUGUUUGCAAAAGCUUUUGGAGUGCAUGAGGAAGACUCUGGACAAUGUGGCCAAUAGUUUCAUUGCUGAAGAAUUCCUGGCACAGUUAGAAAAUUUGUUCCUUUCAACCUACCAGAAUGAGGAAUGGAAUGAUACUACUGAGGAAAAUAGCCUGUGUCCAAAUGACCUGCCAACGUGAUAGUAUUGGAAAGAAUAAUUGCUCACUUUAUACUGUAAUGAAGUGGCCAUCGUUGAGAGUAACAGUAUCCAGUGUGGCUGAAGAAAAUUACUGUUAAUGAAAGACAGUAUGAAACAAUCAUGGUGAACUAUCUGACCUCUGGCAUAACUUCUGAUCUUCUAAAAUUAUAGUCAUACUGCAGGAAAAUGGACUACAGUAUUUGCCUGCCCACCACUUAGGUAGAAGCUGUUCAUCACUCUAAAAAAUUGAAGUGAUAAUGUUCUACUUGGAACAAGCGCUAUUAGCUUGAUGUUGAAAUAAUUAUAUUGCCAUUCUGUUUAGGAAACACCACCAUGUUAUGUUUAAUGUAUGCUGUCUAGAUACUGUCACAUGCACUUCUCCUAUUUUAUAAAAUAAGCUAUACUGUAUACUUCUGAAAAGGGAGCCAUCAGUUUAAAAAGAGAGAUACCAGAAUUAUGGAUAAUUUCAGCCUUUAGCUUCUCGGUUGUUGAUGUAUGCUAACAGUAUUUGAAGGGGAAAUUAAGAUUGAGCUGACCAUACCACAUUAUGUUAUCUGAACUGAAUUGAACAGGACAGAUUUGUGGAAUUUAGUAUGCCUGUAGGACAGGAUGUUCUUACUCAGUGGUAUAGAUCUGAGGAAAGAUAGAAAGAAUUCUUGUCCAAGUUCUUCUAAUCUUUUGGGUCCACAAGCCGGAAUAUAUACCUGACUAUAAAAUACAAUACAAGGGAGAAAGACUAUAUCUAAAAGCAUAGAAAGCUGCAGAUUUAUCUUUUUUUUUAACCUGAGCUUCAUCUGCAGGCUAAUGUGCUAUAUCUUCCACUCUAGCCUUUCUUGUUCCAUUGUAAAACCAAGUUCCUUCAAUUGUGAUAAUGCUGGUGUGCAAGGUGUGCAAGUACUGCUGAAUAGUGAAUUUAUAAUGCUUUCUCACUGAAAGUCAGCAUAUAUUUCAUUCAGUUAUUUGCAUGUAAGGGCCCUUAGAUCAUACUGUGCCAUAUAUAGUUGCAUUGAUAUGAAGUCUAAUCUAUACAUUUGUUCAGUCUCCAGGCUAUUAUGUCAAUCAAAUUGCAUGUGAUGCAAUGGUUUGUAUGUCCUUUUGAGGUCCUAGCAUGGCACUGAAGCCACUGCUUUCUAGGAAAAAAAAAUCCCAAAAUGUGUAUUGAAUUUGCAGUCAUUGCAACAUACAUUUAUUGAAAAAUGUUUACAUUUAUAUUGUGUGUAACAAAUGUUGUAAAUAGUUUGCCUUUGUACAGAAAGAAUGACUGAAUGACUUGACCUUCAUGUGAAAGCACAGUACAAAUAUAUUUGCUCGCUACAUAUGCAUUUUUAUGAGGAAGUGAAAGGAAUUAACCACUAAAAUAAUGGAAAGAGCUUUUCCUGGCAAUGUUGUAUCUCCAUAACUAUGUGAAGAUGUUUAAAAUGUUCUCUUGUUUCGAAUUAGUCUUUCCAUACACCCAGAAGGAACUUUUCAUAUAAAAGAAACGUAAUACAUGGUAGGUUUCUUUGUGUUUGACUCGUAGGAUUGCAUUUCAGAGCUAUGGGGCAGACCUGUGCCAUAAGCACAGGGUAACUCUGUCAAUUCCAAACUUACUGUUAAGGCACAUUGUAGAUCUCUAGCUGCACAUGCUACGAAGUUGGGAUUAAAAAAAAUUUGUUGGCUAUUCAUCAUGUGCAAAUAUUGCAUAAAGAAUUUACCACUCUGGACAUUAAAAAAAUGGGUGCCUGAGUAAACUUGUGCUGUAACUGGAAACAA
Candoia aspera is the source of this 4270-nucleotide messenger RNA. RefSeq names its product Myb like, SWIRM and MPN domains 1 (gene MYSM1). Gene Ontology annotation, molecular function: protein binding; metallopeptidase activity. The transcript is spliced from 20 exons. The coding region runs from base 51 to 2519 and encodes 822 amino acids. NCBI's taxonomy places the organism in Eukaryota, Metazoa, Chordata, Lepidosauria, Squamata, Candoiidae. The record is from RefSeq and is a predicted model, not a curated record.